AUGUCGUCUCAAUCUUUAGUACGAAGUUAUGGAUUUAAUUGGUCAUCCUGUGGUUAUUGUAACGCUGAAGAAGCAACAUCACAUAAAUUUGGUAUUUCCGCUGAUACUUUGUUAUGUCAAGAUUAUCAAGCUCUGAUUGAUCGCGGUUGGCGGAGAUUAGAUGCAAUUAAAUUUCAACCUUCAAAAUCGCAACGGAAGUUGAUUAAUCGAUUCAAUCGAUUUAUUGAAGGAACAUAUGUACCUUCUAAUUCUACCAAUGAUGAAGAAGAUAAUGAUGAACUUCCAGAUUUUUUUGGAAGAAAUCAGCCGCGUACAACAAAAGCCAAAAAAUCCAAGCAACAAGUUGGGAAAGAUUAUGAUAUGAUAGAAUCAAUUCAUGAAGCUGAAAACAAAGAAAAUUAUAAGCAUAACUUUAAAAUUGUGCUUGAACCAUCAUCAUUUUCUCGUGAAAAAUAUCAAAUCUAUCGAAAAUAUCAAAUUGAAAUUCAUAAAGAUGAGGAAGAUGAAUUAUCUGAAAGUGGAUUUCGAAGGUUUCUUGUGAAGUCACCAUUAAAAUGUGAAUCAACCAAUAUUCCAGGAUAUAAAUAUGGAUCAUUUCAUCAAUGUUAUUAUUUGGACAACAAAUUAAUUGCAGUUGCAGUUCUUGAUAUUCUUCCUAAAUGUAUAUCAUCAGUUUACUUUUUUUAUGAACCGGAUUUUGGAUUUUUGCGACUUGGAACCUAUAGUGCUCUAAGGGAAAUAAUUAUGACUAAAGAAUAUUAUAAUGUAGGAUUGGAAGAAUUACGUUGGUAUUACAUGGGUUUUUAUAUUCAUACUUGCCCGAAGAUGAAAUAUAAAGCACAAUAUAAACCUUCUGAUCUUUUGGAUCCUGAGACAUACGAAUGGCAUCCAAUUGAACGCUGUAAAAGUCUUCUGGAUAAAUAUAAAUAUGUUUCCUUUGACAAUCCACCAGAUGAUAAUAAAGGAAAGGAAAAAUCCGAUGAUGAAAAUGUCAACUUACUUCCAGGGAUUUUUGACUCAAAGAAUGUAACUUCUGACGAAAUUGAAAAUAUUCCGAUAUCCAUUAAUGAAACCAUUGUUCAGUUUAAAUAUGUAGUUCCAUAUCUUGGAAAUAGUUCCGGGAUAAUUGAGCAUUUGAAAAAAUAUUAUACAGCUGUUGGACCGGAAUUAGCAAAGAAGAUGGUAUUCAUUUGUUAG
Molecule: messenger RNA, 1197 nt
Organism: Diversispora eburnea
Lineage: Eukaryota; Fungi; Glomeromycota; Glomeromycetes; Diversisporales; Diversisporaceae
Source: the annotation of a GenBank genome assembly